Vespa velutina is the source of this 2904-nucleotide messenger RNA. RefSeq names its product protein Cep78 homolog. The transcript has 8 exons. The record is from RefSeq and is a predicted model, not a curated record. Bases 986 to 2545 code for a protein of 519 amino acids. Lineage: Eukaryota; Metazoa; Arthropoda; Insecta; Hymenoptera; Vespidae. Gene Ontology annotation, cellular component: centrosome.
ACGCCUACUUACAAUCAUCAGUAUCGCACUGAAAUAUCAAUAGGCCAUAAAAAAAGAAGAACAACGAGGUUAAACGAGAUACACAGCUUCUUUCUCGAACGAGUUUCUUUCGGUAAAGUUUAUUCGUAUACGAAUAGAUCCGCGUUUAAAGAUAAUUGAGCGAAAGUGGAACGGCUUAAUUGGUCGUAACUAAUACGUGAUCUACGAGGUCAAUAAAACCAUUCUACAAAACUUUUCAAUCUCGCGAACGUCUUUACGACAUUGUUUAUUGUUGAUGGAGCAUUCGUCAACGAGAAGAAAUUUUAUUAAUACUUCAUUAACGUCUUGCAAUACGUCAUUAUUAAUCCAUACUAUUCUAGACUUUUCAUUAUGUGCUAUGAUAGUAUCAUUCAUUAGUUAUAUCAAUAAAACGAAAACUAUAAUCGUUCUAUUCUAUCGUAACCCACGAAUAUAUCGUUUGAACGUUUGAUAAAUCUUGAGUGCCGAUAGACGCGAACUUAUAUUAAGAUCAUAGAAUUAUUCCGUCAUGAUAUCAAUAACAAAGUUAUCACCGUUCAACGUCCGUUCUCUUUCUAUUUAUCGCCGAUAUGAAGAAAGUUUAAAACUGUUUCCAUCGGGCAUGCUGUGCGAUUCUAUAGAUUUAUUAUACCGAUUGACAAUAAAAAAUAUACAUCACUCGUAGGUGAUGCGAGUUUGGCUAUUACGUAGCAUUUACGUACCAUCGUCAUCGGAAGGAACGACUUUAGAGCAUCGACGGAGGAUCGACUAUCUGUUUGGAGUCUAAAAACGUCUGAGCAGCGUCGUGACGGUGGCAUACUGACGACAACGAUGAAGACGACAACGAUGAAGACGACAAGGAUGAUGGCGCCAAUAGCCAUCGAUGAGACGCUUAUAGUAUCGCGAGUAGCGCAUUGUUACGCAUCACAUAGUGUCGAGGUAGGUUGGGCUGUACAUCAUCCAAUGUCGAUCAUCGAGGCAAGUUAACAUGCAAGACCACAAGGAAACGAACGAGGGCGAACAAUUCGAGCAGGUUUAUAAGGUUCUCUGCCAUGAACGAAGCUUGAAGCAUCUGCCAACCGUUGAGGCUUAUCUCCGUGAGAAGCACUUGCGACUCUGCGCCGAUCAUGUACGACUCGAAGAAUGGUCACCUAUAAUAGGUAGCAUCGCGAGGAAUCGAGAUCUCGUGGAAAUUUUGAUCUAUAGCCGGUCGCGACGUAGAAAGGUGCGAGAGAAGAUUAAUAAUGAGGAAAAGCUCGAGACUUUGUGGCGAUACAGAGCAAAGGAGCAACAACAGCAACCGAUACUCUAUACGAAUUUCUUGCUACGUUGUUUGCUGAAUUCCAUCAUGAUCUGCACGAGAGAAUCUUCGGCGUUGAAGUCUCUCGUACUCGAUGGCAUUCCGCUUUCACCGAAAUAUUUGCGUAUAUUGUGCGACGGUUUCGUUGACAAUAUUACUUUAGAAAAUCUGUCUUUGCCGAAGUGUAGCAUCGGUGAUACAGGUUGCGACAUGUUGUUGAACGCUUUACAAGACGUUCCAAAUUUGAAGACUUUAAAUCUUUCUGCCUGCUGUUUGACAAGCAGAAGCGUCGGAUCGUUAUCUUUGUAUUUAAAGAAAAGAAAUGCGAAUAUUUCGGAAAAUGUUUGUAAGGACUUGAAUAUCGAAGAACGCAGGAAAAAGAAUUACGGAUUGCGUACACUCGUACUGAAUAAAAAUAACAAGUUGAACGAUAAUGGAAUACGACGAUUGAUGAACGUUUUGAAGAACGAUUUUUGGCUGAAAAUAUUAGGACUGAGGCAUUGUGGCAUCACUAAAAUUGGAGCUGAGAUUAUCUUCGAAGUUCUUCGAACGAAUGGAGUAUUAACGACGAUAGAUCUGAGGGAGAAUGAUAUACCGAGUGAAAUUUUACGAUCGAUCACGAAGAUAUUGAAACAAAAGAAAGGUGAAAAAGAGGAAUGGAUCUCGACGAGAAAGAAAUCGGAUCGGCGAUACGAAAGAGACGCAACGUUUCGUGAGAAAAGAUCGAAUCGUACGAAUACUGCCCGUCGAGUACUCAUCGAUAGAAAAACGACGGAGGAUUUCACAAUAUCUUCUCGCGAGAUGAAAGAUUCCGAUGAAUAUGAAUUCGAGGAUCUCUUUGAUUUCGAUAAUUUGGAUAAGUUCGAAGAGUCCAAAUUGAAUUUGCAAGAUUUGCAAUUGCGACUAUCGAAUCUAGUUUCGAGCAACGAGGCUUUGGAGAAAGAGAUAAAGAAAAAAGGAAUAUCAUUGGAGGAGGAGAAAAAUCGACGAAUCGAAGCUGAACAAACUUGCGAGAAGAUAAAAUCGUUGUUGGAGAGGUUUAAAGAUAAACUUAUCGUUCGAUCGUGGACUCGUUCCGAGGAGGACAGUGGAGAUAAUCAACCUUUCGACGGUCUUCGGGGAGUUCUUAGAAUUUUAGAAGGGUUUUCUACCGCCGAUGCUGCCGAUGUAAAUGAAGUUUCCGGCCGAAUGUCCAGCCACGGAGAGAGAACGAGAGAGAUCGUCCGAUGCCGAGAGUCCGUUAGAUAGAGCGAAAAAGUGAGAAUAAGAGAGGGAGAGAGGGAGAGAGAGAAAGAGAGAAAGAAAGCAUCGAUAGACAGAGAGGAAAGGAGAAAGAGGUAAAGUCUGAACUUGGUCGAUAAUCGUAAAAAAACUGAAGCUUUAACCAUUCGAUAGUAAAAGAGAAAGCAAUUAAUAAUAAUCACCCUUCGCAGCUUUUCUAACGUUUAAAAGCGAGUUUCUUAGUCUUUCGAUAGAUUUAUAAAGAAAUUUGCGAGACGAUUCGCAGAUAAAAAACUUCUCUGCUACGAUUUCUUCGAUAGAGUUCCUUCAAUGAUUUUAUACGACUAUAAAUCUCCUGUCGUUCAAGUAAUAAAAAAAAUCAUUAU